Molecule: messenger RNA, 692 nt
Organism: Spinacia oleracea (spinach)
Lineage: Eukaryota; Viridiplantae; Streptophyta; Magnoliopsida; Caryophyllales; Amaranthaceae
Product: small ubiquitin-related modifier 1
Exons: 3
Coding region: 131-451 (106 amino acids)
Molecular function (GO): protein binding
Source: RefSeq, a predicted model, not a curated record
AAUAUAGAAGAGGAAGGAGCUAUAAGAGCUCAUUAGUCAUUUUUCCUCUAAUUAUAGUUUCAUUUCAAAAAUUCUGUGAUCGUGCGAUAAACCCUAGGAGAGAGAAUUUGAAAAGGCGAGAGAAAUCAAGAUGACUGGAGAAAUUGACAACAACAACAAUGGUGGAAACAGUGCUUUUAACGAGGAUAAGAAACCUGCUACUGAUCAAUCUACUCACAUCAAUCUCAAGGUCAAGGGUCAGGAUGGCAAUGAGACAUUCUUUAGGACCAAGCGCACAACAGCUUUGAAGAAGCUUAUGGGUGCUUACUGUGACCGUCAAUCUGUUGACGUGGAAUCCAUUGCUUUCUUGUUUGAUGGUCGUCGACUUCGUGGAGAACAGACUCCUGAUGAGCUGGAGAUGGAAGAUGGUGAUGAGAUUGAUGCAAUGCUGCACCAGACUGGAGGUUACUAAUGGAGAUAUAUUGCGAAUAGAUUAGAAUUACUGUUUUAUUAUUAUUAGUAGUAUGCUAUUAUUAGCUUUGUUAAGGGAGGGUGAAAAAGUUUUUCAGAACCCAAUUUUCACUCAUACUGCCGAUCUUGGGGACGUUGAUCUCUAAAUAUUAUUAUCCCGUAGUACACUAGUACUCUGUAUCCAUGAAGUUGAACUUAAGGGAAACAGGAAUGUUAUAUGCAAAGUUCUUUAUUGUAGCUAA